This is a messenger RNA of Cotesia congregata, 1323 nucleotides long. Lineage: Eukaryota; Metazoa; Arthropoda; Insecta; Hymenoptera; Braconidae. The record is from the annotation of a GenBank genome assembly.
AUGAGAGCUUGUUUAGUCGAAAAAGGUUUAGAUCAUGUAGCUGAAAGUAUUCUGUCAUAUUUGGAUGCUGAAUCACUGUAUGCCGCAGAACUUGUCUGUAAAGAAUGGUACCGAGUAAUAAGCGAAGGAAUGCUAUGGAAAAAACUUAUCGAGCGUAAAGUAAGAACUGAUUCUGUUUGGCGUGGAUUAGCUGAAAGACGAGGCUGGAUUCAACACUUGUUUAAACCAAGGCCUGGCGAAAGCUAUAGAGAUCACGCAUUUUAUCGAAAUCUGUUUCCUAAUAUAGUCAAAGACAUCGAGAGUAUUGACAAUAAUUGGAGAAUGGGAAGACAUAAAUUACAAAAAAUAAAUUGUCGUAGUGAAAAUUCUAAAGGCGUAUAUUGUUUACAAUAUGAUGAUCAAAAAAUAGUAUCGGGUUUGCGCGAUAAUACUAUCAAGAUAUGGGACAGAAAUAAUUUACAGUGUAUUAAAGUUUUAACGGGGCACACUGGAUCUGUUCUCUGUUUACAAUAUGACGACAAAGCUAUUAUAUCUGGUUCUUCCGACAGCACUGUGAGAGUAUGGGACGCAAAUACUGGUGAAAUGGUUAACACUUUAAUUCAUCACUGUGAGGCUGUAUUGCAUUUAAGAUUUAAUAAUGGUAUGAUGGUUACCUGCUCAAAGGAUCGAUCAAUAGCCGUUUGGGACAUGACAUCACAAACAGAAAUAGCAUUACGCAGGGUACUGGUUGGUCAUCGUGCUGCUGUUAAUGUUGUAGAUUUUGAUGAAAAGUACAUAGUGUCUGCAAGUGGUGAUAGGACAAUUAAAGUAUGGAAUACCUCGAGUUGUGAAUUUGUGCGAACGUUGAAUGGACAUAAACGUGGAAUUGCGUGUUUACAAUAUAGAGAUCGCUUAGUGGUUAGUGGUAGCAGCGAUAAUACUAUCAGAUUGUGGGAUGUUGAGUGCGGAGCAUGUUUGCGUGUACUAGAAGGACACGAAGAAUUAGUACGGUGUAUUAGAUUUGACAGGAAACACAUUGUUAGUGGAGCUUAUGACGGAAAAAUUAAAGUCUGGGAUCUAGUCGCCGCUCUUGAUCCACGUGCUGUUGCUAGUACUCUUUGUUUACGUACAUUAGUGGAGCAUACGGGACGUGUGUUCCGUUUACAAUUUGAUGAAUUCCAAAUCGUAUCAUCCUCACACGAUGACACGAUACUUAUUUGGGAUUUUCUUAAUUGUAAUGGCUCAGACGCUAAUCCAGGUGGGUCUUCAUUGAACAAUACAACCGCUUCAAAUAAUCAGUCUGAUACUAGAUCUCCUUCUCGUAUGUAUAAUUAUAUAUUAUGA